Molecule: messenger RNA, 2604 nt
Organism: Chelonus insularis
Lineage: Eukaryota; Metazoa; Arthropoda; Insecta; Hymenoptera; Braconidae
Product: probable cytosolic oligopeptidase A
Exons: 3
Coding region: 335-2539 (734 amino acids)
Biological process (GO): proteolysis
Molecular function (GO): metalloendopeptidase activity
Source: RefSeq, a predicted model, not a curated record
AUCACCGAAAUUAUACGAUCAUCAUCGAUCAGUUAUUUAGCCUCCUGCUCAAUUGCUUUUUAAUAAUAUUAUUACUAAAAAUUAAUUUAAACAAGUUAUUUUUGUUGAAAACAUGUGAGUGGAGUAAUUGAUGAUUUUACUAUGAAGUUCAUUUCAAAUGACGUUCAAUCAAAUUUUUAAAAUUAAGAAAUAAAUAUUCUCUUACAAAUGUAAGGUUAGAAAUCGUGCACACUUCAGAUUUUUAUUCAUUAAUAUUAAUAAAUUAAUUAAAUAACAAUCACCAAAACGCUUAGAUUAUUUUUAUUUAUUAAUAAACUCUGUAAAAUAUAUAAAAAUGGCAGUGUCAUUUUGCGCAAAUCGAAUUAAAUUUUUGGCAAGUAAUAUUUUAUCCAAAACAUGGAAGAGACACACUUCCGGGUACAUUGUUCUCGUUCCUGAAAUUGGUGAAGAUAUGCGAGAUAAAGAUCCAUUAACGAAGGAUGAUGGAUUUCCAGAAUUUAAUACUUUUACUGUUGAAAAAGUUAUGGCUGUUAUUGGAAAACAAACGAUAUUAUAUGAACAAGAAAUUAAUAAUAUGGUUGAAAUAAUUAAAAAUAAAAAAGAUCUUGAUAUUGUUAAUGAUGUGAUCAACAGAUUAGAGUCGUCCGAUGUACGGCUACAUUCAAUUUGGGGGAUUGCUAAUGUUCUGUACUUUGGCAAUCAAAGUAUCAUGCCAAAUAGAUAUUAUGAAACAGUUUCCUUAAAUUUAUCGAAAACGAGAGGACACAAAUAUUUAAAUCGUACUUUACACAAAGUUUGGCAAGAAGCUUUAGAAGAUGAUGAUAAAAAUUUGACUGCUGAACAGAAAAGAAUAAUUGAAAAAAAUGCUCGAGAAGGUAGAUUAAACGGUUUAGAGUUAUCUAAUUCUGGAUACAUGCGUUAUUACAUGGAUCAAUCAAAAAUUUUCAAGAAAACUGAUGAAUUUCGACGAAAAGUCGGUGUUGCUACUCUUAUAUUCAAAACAAAAAUAAUAGAUCCAAAUGUUGUAAAAGAUUUUCCUGAAGAAUUUUUAAAAAUGACUGCUGAAGACCCAAAUAAUUGUCAGAAAGGACCUUGGAAUAUAACUUUAGAACCUAUUAUUGUAGAAAAAUUUUUAGAACUUUGUCCAAGUCGUGAAUUGAGAUGGAACGUUUGGCAAGCUAAUGUUGGGAGAUGUUCGAUGCUUUCAGACAGUUCGAUCCAUACAAGUUCUCUUUUAGAAGAUAUUCGUACUUACCGAAUAGAACAGGCCAAGCUUCUUGGGUACAAGUCUUAUUCUCAUAUGAGCAUGGAAACUAAAAUCGCUCCUAGUUUAGAGAAUGUAUAUCAAGUUAUGAAUAGUCUAUUAAAAAUUGCACGACCGGCUCAGGAGAAAGAAUUGGCAGCCUUAACAGCAUUUGCAAAAGAUGAGGGAUGGAAUAUUGAAAUACGUCCGUGGGAUCUUGAUUAUUGGAGCAGAAGAUAUUUGAGAACUGUUCACAAUUUUAAAGACGAAAUAUUUAACGAAUAUUUUCCUCUUCCUCAUGUUUUGACAAAUGUAUUUCGAUUUGUUGAAAAACUAUUCAAUAUUCGUAUUACUGAAGAAACAAAAACAGACGUUUGGCAUUCAGAUGUACGAUUUUUUGAUGUAUAUGAUUUGAAAGAAUCAUCUAAUGAACCAAUAGCUCAUUUUUAUUUGGAUCCUUAUGCAAGAGGCCGGAAUAAACUGAAUAAAUCUAAAAGUCGUGCAUGGACAAUUCCAAUACAAAAUAGAAGUAAAUUAAUGAAGAAAAAACCAUUAAUAGCAAUGAUAUUUAAUUUUUCACCUCCAAAAGGUGAAAUUCCAUCAUUAUUAAGUUUUAAUGAUGUGGUAGUUCUAUUUGGAGAAAUGGGUCUUGCUUUGCAGAGUCUUUUAACGAAAGUAGAAUAUAGUGAUUUAGCUGGAUCAUCAAAUGUAGAAUGGGAUGCAGUUGGAAUUAGUUAUCAUCUACUGUCUUAUUGGGCGUAUGAUCCAGAUGUCAUUAAAAGUAUUUCCAAACAUUAUAAAACUGAAGAACCAAUAACUUCAGAUAUGCUUAACGCCAUUGAAAAGUCAAAAACUCAUAUGGCGGGCUACAAAUUAUGUGAACGGCUUUACUUCAGUAAGCUUGAUUUAAAAUUAUUCGAAUUAGAUGAAUUCUGGAAGCCUAUAACAGAUCGUUUAUAUAAAGAGCAUUUUGUAUUCCCAAAAGAUCCAAAGGAUUCUCACAUUACUUCUUGGGAAGAUAUAUUCGUUAAUAAUUAUUGUGCUGCUUACUACAGUAUUUUAUGGGCAAAAAUGUUAGGAGCUGAUGUCCACAGUGCCUUUCAAGAAAUUCCUAAAGAUCAUGAUGAUGAAAUAAAAAAAUUAGCAGAACGAUUCCGUGAUACUUUCCUCGCCAAAGGUGGUAGUGUAUCUGCACGAGAACUUUUCAGACGAUUUAGAGGUAGAGAUCCUAAUACUAUGGCUUAUCUUAAAAGUUUAGGAUUCCAAACAAAUAUAGAGAUGUGUGAGAAUUUGUAAAUCAUUAUAGAAAUACCUGUUUAUAUUGUCAAUGUAUUUGAUUAAAUUUUUUUUUGUAUAUAUUA